AUGCCCGCGCACCUGCGCUUACCGAAGAUGGACGACUUCCAGUUCUUCGAGGGCCGCGAGCGGCUCUACCAGCUCCACGCCGUCGAGGAGGCGCGCUUCGCCGACCUCCAGUCGACGCCGGAGAAGAAGGCCGCGCUCGCCGCGGACCACGCGGCGCUCCGCGGCGGCCUGCAGCUGCUCGACGCGAAGGACCAGAAGGAGAAGGAGACGCUCAUGACCCGGGGCUUCACGACGUGGACGAAGCAGCACUACACGCUCUUCCUCCGCGCGUCGGCGCGCCACGGCCGCGACGCCUACGACCGCAUCGCGGCGGAUCUGUACGGCAAGUCCCCGCGCAAGUCCGCGGCCGAGGUCGCGCGCUACGCGGCCGUCUUCUGGAAGCGGGGCGCGUCCGUCUUCGCGCCGUCGGACUGGGACCGCAUCUCGCGCGCCGUGGAGAAGGGCGAGAAGAAGCUCGAGGAGAUGGACGGGCUCAUGGCCGCGACGCGGAAGUUCGUCGAACUCUUCGCGCGCGACCCGUCGGACCUCCAGUUCCGCUUCGCGUCGACGGCCGCGGGCCUGCCCCAGUUCCCGGGCCUGCCGAGCCGCGCCGACGAGGAGCGCGUGCUUCUGCAGCUGGUCUGCGAGCACGGCUACGGCAACUGGCGCCGCAUCCGCGCGGACUUCCGGUCGCGGCCCGAGUUCCAGUUCGACUGGUUCCUCCGGUCGCUCGACGCGGAGGCCGUGGGCAAGCGCUGCGAGGCGCUCAUGCGCGCGGCGGAGAAGGAGUACGCCGAGCUCGAGCGGCGCCACGAGGCCUACGUCGCCGCCGUCAACGCCCUCGCGGCCGCGCGCCAGGGCGCGCCGCGCGACCCGGAGACCGGAAAGCCGCUGAGCCAGCCCGAGCGCGCGUACUGGCGGCCCAGGAUAGCUCCCUAG
Messenger RNA from Aureococcus anophagefferens, 918 nucleotides. RefSeq lists its product as hypothetical. Bases 1 to 918 code for a protein of 305 amino acids. NCBI's taxonomy places the organism in Eukaryota, Pelagophyceae, Pelagomonadales, Pelagomonadaceae. The transcript has 3 exons. Gene Ontology annotation, molecular function: DNA binding; nucleosome binding. Gene Ontology annotation, cellular component: nucleus. The record is from RefSeq and is a predicted model, not a curated record. Gene Ontology annotation, biological process: chromatin remodeling.